Alligator sinensis (Chinese alligator) is the source of this 796-nucleotide messenger RNA. RefSeq names its product RAB11A, member RAS oncogene family (gene RAB11A). Gene Ontology annotation, molecular function: GTP binding; GTPase activity. Bases 1 to 717 code for a protein of 238 amino acids. NCBI's taxonomy places the organism in Eukaryota, Metazoa, Chordata, Crocodylia, Alligatoridae. Gene Ontology annotation, biological process: exocytosis; melanosome transport; neurotransmitter receptor transport, endosome to postsynaptic membrane. The record is from RefSeq and is a predicted model, not a curated record. Gene Ontology annotation, cellular component: axon; postsynaptic recycling endosome; transport vesicle. The transcript is spliced from 6 exons.
AUGGAGAAGGUGUCAGGAAUUGAUGAGGGAUUGAAAGGUUCUCCUUCCCCGUCUCCUCUUGGAGGUGUGAGAUCUCCCGGUGGCUUCAUAAUUUCCUGGCUGACAGUUGUCCUGAUUGGAGACUCUGGAGUAGGCAAGAGUAACCUUUUGUCGCGAUUUACCCGCAAUGAGUUUAACUUGGAAAGCAAAAGCACCAUUGGAGUGGAGUUUGCCACAAGAAGUAUUCAGGUCGAUGGGAAGACAAUAAAGGCACAGAUAUGGGACACAGCAGGACAGGAACGAUACCGAGCCAUAACGUCCGCGUACUACCGUGGGGCUGUUGGGGCUUUGUUGGUGUAUGAUAUUGCCAAGCACCUUACGUACGAAAAUGUGGAACGAUGGUUGAAAGAACUGCGAGACCAUGCUGACAGCAACAUCGUCAUUAUGCUUGUGGGGAACAAGAGCGACUUGCGUCACCUGAGAGCAGUCCCAACGGAUGAGGCUAGAGCUUUUGCAGAAAAGAAUGGCUUGUCCUUUAUUGAGACAUCUGCUUUGGACUCAACAAAUGUGGAGGCUGCUUUCCAGACCAUUCUGACAGAGAUCUACCGCAUCGUUUCUCAGAAGCAAAUGUCAGACAGACGUGAAAACGACAUGUCUCCAAGCAACAACGUGGUUCCCAUCCAUGUCCCACCGACCACUGAAAACAAACCAAAGAUGCAGUGCUGUCAGAAUAUAUAAGAAUUGUUUGUUCUUUCCUAAAAGGCUGUGUAUAUUCCCCAGGUCCAAGAUUUAAAUAUAUUUGUAAUUCUUGUGGUUA